AGAGAGAGAGAGAGAGAGAUACAGAGAGACAGAAAGGGAGAGAGAGAGUGAAGAUGGACGGAGUGGGAUCGUUCGGAGCGGGCCGGACCGGGUCCACUAUCGACCCGAUUAGCUUCGCCAAACAGCCGCAGACCAUCCUCAGAGUGCUUUCCUGGAUAUUUUCCCUGGUGGUCUUCGCCUCCAUCGUGAACGAGGGCUAUGUCAAUAUGGGCAGCGAGCGUCUCCACUGCAUCUUCAAUAAGAACGCAGACGCCUGCAACUACGGCGUGUUCGUGGGCCUGGUGGGGCUGCUGGCCUGCUCCUUCUUCUUCUUGCUCGACUACAAGUUCGCCUCCAUCAGCUCCGUCAAGGACAGGAAGAAGGCCAUCAUGGUUGAGAUCGGGUUCUCAGGUUUCUGGGCCUUCCUGUACUUUGUAAGUUUUUGCUUCUUGGCCAAUCAGUGGUCUCAAACCAUGGCUGACGAGCUGCCACUCAACCAGGGGGCGGACGCAGCCCGGGCGGCCAUCGCCUUCUCCUUCUUCUCCAUAAUCACCUGGGCCGGUCUCACAGUCCGUGCAGUCCAGAAGUAUCUGCUCGGCACAGACAUGACUCUGUUCACCACGGAGCACAUGGACGGCGGCGCCCCCACCCAGCCGUACCCCUCCAACUCACCGGUGGGCGAAACCACCGAGACCUCAGAGACCUACCAGAGCCCGCCGUUCACCGAGAACAACGCAGCGCCCACAUACCAGGUUCCCAUUUACUAGAUAAGGAAGACCUGAUGGAGGAAUAGUAGGUUCAGGGGUGAGGGAUACGAAGAAAGUGAUAUUAAAUUAGCUUUCUGUGAUGUUACACCUGCGGCUGUGUAUGUGUUUAUCUGGGCUGAGUUUUUCAGUAAUUGUUGGAGAAAAAGAAAAUGGCCUUUCCUCCUUUGUUCCUUCUUCUUGCUCACUUUUCUUUCCUUUCCUUAAACACAUUCCAGCUUUAUCUGAAGUCUUUUUGAAGUGUGUGUUAAACUUUGCAAAUCAGAGCAAGUGAGAUGAAAAGAAAUCAACAGGAGGGAAUGUAGAAGAGGAGGCCACUUUGCAGUAUCGAAACACUAUUUUGACCAAGAGAUGAAGGGAUCAACAAGUGAGUGACUCCACCACAAAGCAGUAUUAGAUUAAAACAAUGUGCAGAAACACUCACAUAGCACCUUCAUCCUUUUGUUUUCAUCCAAAUCCUUUUUUUUAAAAGCUACAGUACGGUCUGGUCUUUCCUUCAUCUUUCCCCGCUGCAGUUAACAGUAACCCUGUGUGUUCAAUCUGCAUGUAUCUUAAAUUAGAAAUCAACUAAGUGCCAUACUGUACUGUGUGUCUCAGACAGUGACUUAAUUUAGUAGAUUUCCACAUGCUGUAAAAAAACAACAACGAUGUUUUGUGACUAAGUGCAAUAUCUCACAUCUUAUCUGUAGGUAGGUAUAUACUGUACUGUAGGUAGGCUAGUUACGUCAGAUUAGACCAAUGAUAGGCACUGUCUCCAAUUACAUACUGGUACUUGAAUUGUACAAAAACAUGCAAAAUACCAACAAAUGCGGUAAAAAAUCCCCCAUAAAGACACACAAAAGGACCGCAAAGAGGUUUAAAACAAAGACGACACACAAAACAACUGAAAAAACUACAUAGAAACAACCAUACAAAUAAACAAAAUAACUACAAAGAGUUGGAAAACUACCACAAGACGACAGAGACAUAAAACAACUACAAAGAUCUCCCAUGGUACCAGGGAAUGUGUGUGGUUUGAGACAGUGUCCUAUGUUGGGUGUUGAGUGUGUAUAAAUCAGGGCGAGUUGGGGGGAUUCUGGGUAAGUCAGGUCUGUUUAUGUUUACGUUUUAGAAGCUGCCAAACUGCCCCAUGUCGUUAAUGUCUAUAGGAGUGUAUGUAAUCACAGAGCAGGAUGGGCUUUUAUGUUGGUGAGGUUCAGUCAGUGCAGUCUCAGGCUAAAAGAAAAAAGUGUGUGUGUGGGAGGUUAAGGAUCGCUAGUUGGCUAAUUUACUGAUCCUGCCAUUGACGAAAGAGGGAGGGUCUGGAUUUGUUGCCAUGGUGACAGGGUUGGGUGGACGUUGGGCCCUGAUGUAGAUAGUAACCAUGCCAACCAUGUCGGUGUGUGUGUGUCUGUGUCGUUGUUCACUCGCCAAUCUGUAGUCCUGGUGUGUGUGUGUGUGUGUGUGUGUGUGUGGCGUGCAUCCACGUGCAACAACAUGUUGUGUGGUGUGUGUGUGACAAAUGUGUGAGUGUGUGAGGUUAAUUCGAUUUUGUGGUGCAGAAAAAGUUAUUUUCUUGAACAUGUGUGUGUCAAAGUUUUAGUGCAGAGGAGGAAACCAUAAGUCUGUUACACACAUGUAAUCAUUUCCCCAAAAUAAAGGUAGUCCUUCUGCUAAAUAGAUAUAUUAUCAGUGUCACUGUCAAGGUGUGUGAGUUACAAAGUGUGUGUGUUUUUUUAUUUGAUGAAAAGAGCCAAAUAUAAAACGAUAUGAUGUAAUUGACCUGUAGAGCGCACAACUGGGGUUUGCAGUUAUAAUCAUGAUUCUAAUGCAUGAAGUUGUUGUAUAGAUCUCAUUAUAUAUUGAAUACUAUGUCAUUCUUAGGUUGGUUUGCAAAAGUGAGAAUCGCCUGCCUUCAGUGCAGCCGGCAGGAUUCCUUUUUUGUGUUAAAAUAAUCACAGUUUAAUGUCGAAUUGUGACAAAAAAGCUCUUUGUUUAUUCAGUGACGCUAUGUAAACCUCAUGAUGUCGUUGGUCACACGUACACUUUGUGUUCGCGCAUCGCAAAGCUCCGGGGUGAAACUGUACUAGAAUACUGACUGAAACUCACAUUUCCUGCAGCCGUGAACCUAACUUAGUAGGGCAACAAACGACUCAAAGUUCAGGCUCUGUUUUCUACAUGUAAUCCAAAUAAGUGUACACUCGUAGAAAAGGCUACGCUACACAAACGUGUGCCAACAAAGAACGGGCUCUGUGUUACAGAUUAAGCCCCAACAAAUGUGUAUCUGAAUAAAAAGGGUUAUCGACAAAAUAAAUGAUAAUCAAAUAUUUUAAAGUAACGAUGCAGAUUUCAGAUGUGGUCUUAAGGAAAAUUGAUGAGGCAAAUAUGUGUUUGUUUGAGGUAAUAAGGAUUUAAUAAUUGGUAAUUAAGAUUGACCUGUGAGCACGACCAGACUGUGUCAGCAAAAAAUGUCCUUUUCGGAUAGGUGUUCUGGAAAGGGUGCAAAUUAAAGUCUUAUCCUUUUAUCUUCAAUUUGUGUCAAUAUUAGAACCAAUUACUCCCUGAAGUUUUUAGAAGAACACGUAGUUAAGCGAGUACACGUUAUAAAUGAAAAUACAUAAGUUAAGAACACAUUCCUUUUAUAUUGUUUUAGGAAAUGGUGCAACAUCGAAGUUUCCUACAAUGUGUGUCAACAUUACAACUCCCUUUUUAAACAGCUAUUAGCCUUGUUUUUUUUUUCUUCAAAUAUACGCUUAAUAGCUGCUUGAACUUCAAAAUAAUUAAACUCGGACAAAACAUUAAAGUUAUAAUCCUUCAAGCAUGAACAUAUAUGCUAAUAAACGAUGAAAAAACGCUGGUACAGUUCUUUAAAUCUUCCGUAUAACCUGUUGACUGUGGUCAGGUGAGACUGGUGGUUUCAGGUAACACUAUUUCGUAGUUUGGGGUACUGUCAGGUCAGGAUGUGAUAUUCUUCUCAGUGCUUUAGUCUCUUCAGUCAGUGUGUUAGAUAAAAAAAUAACGGCAGCAUUCUCUAUGUUUUGUGCUCUGGCCCAUGUACACUACCGUGGUAUUGGUUGAUUGUAAAAUUCAGUACGUUAUUGAAGUAAAUGGAACCUGUGUGUGACGCUGUCUAGGGUAUGGCUUUUCCUGUACUACUAAAAAAAAUCUAAUAACAAUAUUAAUGAUUAUUUAUGAACUAGAAGGUUUGUUCUUUGUUGGAAAUACUUUGUUUGACCACUCUUGAAAACGCCAAAAUCAGAGUUUUAAAUGCUGUCGUUUCUGUUGGACUGAGGUUUUAAAAAGGUGAUGAUCUGUAGUAACGCGGGUGCCAUCAGUUGUGUUGUUUCCAGUAUAAUUCAUUGCAUGGAUGUUACAAUAUCUCCCCCCCCCACCACCAUUGAUCAACAGAUAAG
Molecule: messenger RNA, 4135 nt
Organism: Notothenia coriiceps (black rockcod)
Lineage: Eukaryota; Metazoa; Chordata; Actinopteri; Perciformes; Nototheniidae
Gene: syngr3a
Product: synaptogyrin 3a
Exons: 4
Coding region: 54-746 (230 amino acids)
Cellular component (GO): neuromuscular junction; synaptic vesicle membrane
Source: RefSeq, a predicted model, not a curated record